Messenger RNA from Coffea arabica (coffee), 3028 nucleotides. RefSeq names its product ATP-dependent zinc metalloprotease FTSH 8, mitochondrial-like. NCBI's taxonomy places the organism in Eukaryota, Viridiplantae, Streptophyta, Magnoliopsida, Gentianales, Rubiaceae. The record is from RefSeq and is a predicted model, not a curated record. Gene Ontology annotation, biological process: mitochondrial protein processing. Gene Ontology annotation, molecular function: ATP-dependent peptidase activity; zinc ion binding; metalloendopeptidase activity. Gene Ontology annotation, cellular component: m-AAA complex; chloroplast thylakoid membrane.
UUCGAUUGCAGAUACUGUGGGGGAAGCUCCCCCGGCAUUCCCCCACGACUAGAGCCAGGGGCCGACGGACGAGGGUAAAUGCGUCAUAGAACUUAACCCCGUGGCGGCAUGUAUAUGUAUAUUCGGUUAAUUCCCUUCGUCGUUCAAAAAUCAUGCAAGCUUCUACGAUGUCGUGAGUGAUUAAUCCAGUUUCGGUUAACUCUGAUUAUCACCACCUUCUUUUACGCUCCCCUGAAACGCAGCGAAUGAGACCACUUAAAAGCCCUAAUUUAAACGCUGAAACGCAACGACGACGUAAGAAAAAAAUCGUCCCACUCCUGGGCCUAAUUUACUGUAGUUGGACGCGAAUACAUGUACAACCAUCGGAAAAAUGAUUUUUUCACGAAUCGGUCGUUCUCUUCUCAGCUCUUCUCGAUCCGCAUACAGUAAUAAGUUAAUUUCUGGUUUUGGUGUCCGUGGGAUGAGGUCGCCCUCGGUUACUUCGACUGAUCUGAAUGCGUGCAUUCCACGCGUUGAUGCUCCUACCCUAGGGCCUGUGAGAAGCUAUUUGACAUCGAUCAGAGCUGGAGCUGGAGGUGGAACUAAGAUCGCUGGAACCACGUUUCUGUCGGAAUUUAACUCGGUUUUUGCCAACCCCAGGCUUCGGAGGCUCUUUUGCAGUGAAGCGCCCAAAAAAAGAAACUAUGAGAACUAUUAUCCAAAGGACAAGAAAGAAAUUCCAAAAGGGGACAAUAAGAAAUCAUCAGAAGCUAAAGAUGAAUCAAGUGCCGGUGAUCAAGCGAAUGGCCAGGAUAGUUCUUCAAAGCAAUUUCAGAAUUUAAUUAUGCCAUUAUUGUUUAUUGGGUAUGUGCUUUCAUCCAUACUGCUGAGUCCUCGUGAGCAGAAUCAGAUUAGUUUCCAAGAGUUCAAGACCAAGCUACUUGAACCAGGUCUUGUUGAUCGAAUUGUUGUCUCCAACAAAUCAGUUGCAAAAGUUUAUGUGAAGGAUUCAUCUCCUGGUGCUAAUGAUGCUGUCCAAGGUCCUGUUCAUAGUCCCAGUUCCAGAAGAAAUGUGAGCAAGUACAAGUAUUAUUUCACCAUUGGAAGUGUUGACUCCUUUGAGGAGAAACUGGAGGAAGCCCAGGAGGCACUAGGGAUAGAUCCUCACAAUUAUAUCCCUGUGACCUACGCAGACGAGAUGAAUUGGCUUCAAGAGCUUUCGAAGUUUGGACCAACAUUGUUGAUUUUAGCUGCACUUGUCUACAUGGGACGGAAAGUGCAGGGUGGUUUGGGUGUUGGAGGUCCUGGUGGGAAAGGGGCGCGUGGGAUCUUUAACAUUGGAAAGGCCCAUGUUACAAAAUUGGAUAAGAACUCCAAAAAUAAGGUUUACUUUAAAGAUGUGGCUGGUUGUGAUGAGGCAAAGCAAGAAAUCAUGGAGUUUGUCCACUUCCUCAAGAAUCCCAAAAAGUACGAGGAGUUAGGUGCUAAAAUUCCUAAAGGUGCUCUACUUGUUGGUCCUCCUGGAACUGGGAAAACACUUCUUGCUAAAGCAACUGCUGGAGAAUCUGAAGUGCCAUUCCUAUCCAUUUCUGGGUCAGAUUUUAUGGAAAUGUUUGUUGGAGUAGGGCCAGCAAGGGUCAGGAGCUUAUUUCAAGAGGCUAGACAGUGUGCACCCAGUAUAAUCUUUAUUGAUGAGAUAGAUGCAAUUGGUCGAGCAAGGGGUCGUGGGGGUUUCUCUGGGGGCCAUGAUGAGCGUGAAAGUACGCUUAAUCAGUUGCUUGUAGAAUUGGAUGGAUUUGGAACCACUUCUGGUGUAGUGGUACUUGCGGGCACGAACAGGCCUGAUAUCUUAGACAAAGCUCUGUUAAGGCCUGGUAGAUUUGAUCGUCAAAUUUCUAUAGAUAAGCCCGAUAUUAAGGGGCGGGACCAGAUAUUUAGGAUCUACUUGAACAAGUUGAAACUUGAUCAAGAUGCCUCAUACUACUCUCAAAGGCUUGCUGCUCUGACUCCUGGAUUUGCUGGAGCUGACAUUGCGAAUGUCUGCAAUGAAGCUGCUCUGAUUGCCGCUAGGAAUGACAGUACAGUGAUCACGAUGCAACAUUUCGAGGCAGCAAUAGAUAGGGUCAUUGGGGGUCUGGAGAAGAAGAACAAGGUUAUCAGCAAGUUAGAACGACAAACUGUGGCUUACCAUGAAUCUGGUCAUGCUGUUGCUGGUUGGUUUCUGGAACAUGCAGAACCGUUGCUUAAAGUAACAAUUGUUCCUCGUGGUACUGCUGCUCUUGGUUUUGCUCAGUACGUUCCAAGUGAGAACCUUUUGAUGACCAAAGAGCAGCUAUUUGAUAUGACUUGCAUGACACUUGGUGGUCGAGCAGCAGAACAGGUCCUGCUGGGGAAGAUUUCAACUGGAGCACAAAAUGAUUUGGAGAAAGUUACCAAAAUGACUUAUGCCCAAGUGGCAGUGUAUGGUUUCAGUGACAAGGUUGGUCUCCUUUCCUUUCCUCAAAGGGAUGAUACCUUUGAAAUGAGCAAGCCCUACAGCAGCAAGACGGCAGCUAUUAUUGACAAUGAAGUUAGAGAGUGGGUAAGCAAGGCAUAUGAGCGCACUAUACAGCUGAUAGAGGAGCACAAGGAUCAUGUUGCUCAGAUUGCUGAAUUAUUACUCGAAAAGGAGGUUUUACAUCAAGGGGAUUUGGUCCGCGUGCUGGGUGAACGUCCAUUCAAGAGCAGUGAGCCCACAAACUAUGAUAGGUUCAAGCAAGGGUUUAUAGAAGAUGAUAAAGAAGUAGUAAAAGACUCUCCAGAAGGUAAGUCUGUACAGGAUGAUAGCUCGCCACCUUUGGACCCAGAUGUUGUUCCAGCGUAGUUAGGGGUGAGAGACAGUGGCUUGAAAAUGAGAGCAGGUUGAACACUUUAUAUGCCUGAUCUGUUCGCAGCCGCCUGCACCCUUUAUUUGCAGCACGGUGAAUUUGUAAAUUCAAGGACUUAUACAAUUAAAAGUUUAGGGGAUUUUCUGUCUUCAACUAACAGCGUCCUUUAUGUUAUCCUGUUG